AUGGGGGCCCUUGCGGCUUGGCGCUUCACUGCCUUCUUCGCGCUGGCUUCCAGCGUGUCGGCCGCGGAGACUCUUGUCUCGUUCCGCCUCCAGGCCGGCGAGUUUAUGCAGCCCAUUGGAACUACCUCCGCAGCUUACGAGCCUACGGUCAUCACCAAGCAGGGACAGCUGGUUGCCCGGGGAGCGGCCACCGCCUUGUCCGCCGAUUUGAGCUCAAAGGUGUCCUACAACCUCCCGAUAGGCAAGUGGCAGAACAAGUCCACUGAACCUCGCUCGGUCCGGCCACUCAAG
Messenger RNA from Symbiodinium sp. CCMP2456, 291 nucleotides. Lineage: Eukaryota; Dinophyceae; Suessiales; Symbiodiniaceae. The record is from the annotation of a GenBank genome assembly.